This is a messenger RNA of Meloidogyne enterolobii, 210 nucleotides long. The record is from the annotation of a GenBank genome assembly. NCBI's taxonomy places the organism in Eukaryota, Metazoa, Nematoda, Chromadorea, Rhabditida, Meloidogynidae.
AUGGAUCCAGGAAGGCGUGUUAGGUUCAAGGUAGUUUCUGUCAAAUAUCACAGUUUGGAGCCGGGAACUUCAAGCGAUUCUUCAAGUGCCAUGACAAUUGAGGCGUCUAUGCUUGAUAUGGGACUUGGGUGUGUUGAUUGGUGGGAUCCCGCUGUUUCUGAUGAAGUUAAACAAGAAAUGAAUGAGACUGAAGAACAGAUUGAAUCAUAA